CGAGAAAUCUUCUGACGUGGAGCCGGUACCCAUGGUCUCAGGAAAGAAAUAAUAAAUUAUUUUUGCCCCUAUACCCUAUCUUCCCAAUAAAAUAAUAAACUGCAAAUUUCGAUUUUCAGUACACAACUACACAUUAAUUGUUCGUUGCUUGGCCUUCGCGAAAUCUCCCUCUCACUCUCACGCUCUCGCUCUGUCUGUCUUUGCGCUUUCGUUUGCCCGCCUUCCCAAGUCUCUCUCUGCUGCUAGAAGAAAGAACCUCCGUUUUCAGCCUUCAUCCGCCAUAGCCCCCCUGUUCUUCAGACUCUCUUGGUUUGCCAUUCACUUCUUGCUACCGAUAGGACCUUCCUACUCUUUCUACAUUCCAAAGCUUGCUCUCCCCUUCCUCUCCCCGUAGUGUGUGUAUCUUGUUUCUUGCCCGUGGCAUUGUGAGCGCAUUUGAUCGAAACAUGCGCCACUUCUCUCGCCUGCAAACUGUUCGACGAAAUGCCUGAGCCAUGCAUUCCGCCGCAACCGUGAAGACGCAUCUCUUUUCUUCUCCGCCACCGAGUUGCCUCCUCCCCGCCCCGAGUUCUCGCACAUUUCCAGCCUCAGUCUUUGCAGUCUGUCGGAGUAGAGUAGCGGUGGUGGUUGGGGGAGGCGGGUGUGGAGGGAGGGAGCAAGAGAAGACUACUAGUAAUGUUCUUUCUCUGCAUCGUGCGGCGCCGCUGAAGGAGGAAGGGCCUCUCACGGGCUUUCUUGACGCUAGGAAGAGGAAUGUUAGGGAUUCUUGCUGGGAAUUUGGCGAUGUGUUUGUGAGGAGGUGUAGCAAAGAUUGGGGGAGCGAAGGUGAUUCUGCUCUGGAAGCUGAGAUUUUGGAGUUUAUGAAGAAUUCUGAGAGCCCGGAGUUGUUCCCGUCCAAGAAACAGUUGAUUGAUGCAGGAAGAACCGAUCUUGUGGUGCUUGUUGCGAGGCAAGGCGGCUGGAUGGCUUCAGGGUGGGAUGCCGAAGACUGUGAAAGCGAAUCAGAGGUAGUCUUGGACUGGAAGACGGAUAGUGAAUCAAGGGCUUUGCUUUCGGACGAGAAGAAGGUGGAAAGUGAUCCAGAGCUGGGGCGUGAAGCCUCUCCCUUGCGCGAUACUUCGCACUCUACUGCUUCUUCGACCGAGAUAUCACUAGAAACUGAUAAUUCAGGAGUGGACGGUAUAUUGGGAAGAUUGGAGGUACAAAGGAAUGCAAAUUUUGGAUUUAAGUUGCCGGAGAGAAGUAAAGUCAAUCGUGUCCCCAGUCAUCAUCCUGCAUACGAUGAGCCUUCUGCAGCAUCCAAAACUUUGUUGAGAAAUGGUGCGGAGAAGUGGAGAAUUUGGAGUGAGCAGAGAGCAGCUUUUUCAGCUAAGGAUUUUGAAGCCUGUGAAAGUGGUGCUAAAGAAACCACAACUGGCGAAGAGGUUGAUUCAGGACUUCAUGUGCCUCAGAUGGAUGUGGAUGGCUGCAGCGAUGAUGCUAAGAGAAACAAGACUGACCCCGCUCAGGAAGGUUUGGAACCCUUAAGCACCCGGCUUCAGCAUAUGGAAUCAAAGCUUUCAGCUAUUCUUAAUACAUUAAAAUCAGAUUUUGGUGACAAUUUGUUCCGCAAGGCUAGCGAAAGGCCAUAUGAUAAGCAUCUGAAGCAUUAUGAUGCUUGGGAAUUCCAGGAAACUUAUAUACUGAGUCAGCAGAAAAAGUUGCGGUCAAUCCAGGCACAGAAAGCUAUCGUGGAAGGCAGAAUGGCUCUUGCAAUACUUGAUGCACAAAGGCUAGUGGAGCAGAAACAGAAAAAAAUCGAUGAUGCUCAAAAAGGCACCCAGCUUCUUAGGAAUGUCUACAUUGUUUGGCCUACUGAAGCCUCAGAAGUGUUUCUAGCCGGAACAUUUGAUAGAUGGGCUACUAAGAGAAAGAUGGAGAGGUCAAGCACCAAUAAAUUCUCCUUGUAUAUCAAAUUGUAUCCCGGCAAGUACGAGAUCAAGUUCGUGGUAGAUGGUAAAUGGAAGGCUGAUCCCCUGCUCCCCUAUGUUCAACAUUAUGGAAAAGAAGAGAUUCAUUGAUUGAUUGCCAGCAGCAGCAGCUGUGAUUCUUUUUGGUAUCCCAGUUUCCAUGUAAAUAGUAGAAAUUUUACUUUGGCUAACAUUCUCUAAUGAUUCUUUUACCAUAGUGGGCCAACCAUAAGGAUGGGGCUAGACGAUGUUGCAGCUUUAAUUCAGCUCGUGUUCUUUCCGUUGUGUAAUCCAGUACAGAAUCUUGCGUGGAAAUAAAUGAUUGUUAGAUUC
Messenger RNA from Linum trigynum, 2282 nucleotides. The record is from the annotation of a GenBank genome assembly. NCBI's taxonomy places the organism in Eukaryota, Viridiplantae, Streptophyta, Magnoliopsida, Malpighiales, Linaceae.